AUGGCCAACCGUCCACAAGAUUACGACGCUAAGGUGCUCACCAUCGCCGAUCUGGCCUUGGAGGCCCAGAAACGCCUUCCCCCGGUUGUCCGCGAUUACUUCAACGAAGGCGCCGGCGAACUCAUCACCCUCAAAGACAACGAAUCCGCCUAUAACCGCUACAAACUCAUCCCCCGAGUGCUCCGCGACGUCGACACCCUCGACACCAGCACCACGAUCUUCGGGCAAAAGAUCCGAUUCCCCUUCGGCUUCGCCCCCGCCGCAGCGCACAAACUCGCCCAUGCCGAUGGCGAAAGCGCGACCUCCCGCGCCGCCGGGAAAAACAACAUCCCGAUGUGUUUGUCCUCGUGGGCGACGACGGGCAUCGAGGAGGUGAUUUCCAACGGAAGUGGGAAUCCGUAUGCCAUGCAGGUGUCGUUUUUUAGAGACGUGGAGAUUACGAGGAGGAUUAUUAAGAAGGCUGAGGAGGCGGGAUAUAAAGCGCUUUUCGUGAGCGUGGACCUGCCAGUGCUAGGAAACCGGUUGAAUGAGUCGAGGAAUAAUUUCAAUUUUCCGAGUGAUAUGCGGUUUCCAGUUCUGGCGGAUGGGAUUGAGGAGUUGGGGUUGAAGUCGACGUAUGAGAGGGGUUAUGAUCCGACAAUCCGCUGGGAUAAGACGAUUGCCUGGCUGAGACAAAACACGAAGUUGGAGAUUUGGCUCAAGGGGGUCUACUCCCCCGACGACGUCCAGCUCGCCAUCGACCACAAAGUCGACGGAAUCAUCAUUUCCAACCACGGCGGUCGUCAACUCGACGGUGUCCCUGCUACGCUGGACGCCCUGCGUAUUUGUGCCCCCGUGGCUAGAGGCAAAAUCCCUCUUGCAAUUGACGGGGGUAUCCGGCGCGGUGCGGACGUAUUCAAGGCUCUUGCCCUGGGAGCGUCGAUGUGCUUUGUCGGUCGGAUCCCCAUUUGGGGAUUGGCUUAUAACGGUGAGAAGGGCGUUGAUCUGGCGAUUAAGAUCAUCUAUGAUGAGUUUUGUCGCACGAUGAAGUUGACUGGAUGUCGGACCAUUGCGGAUAUCACGCCGAGUCAUUUGGGGAUAUUGGAGACGAAUGGGCUGUUGGCUAAGCUGUGA
Molecule: messenger RNA, 1113 nt
Organism: Aspergillus sclerotioniger CBS 115572
Lineage: Eukaryota; Fungi; Ascomycota; Eurotiomycetes; Eurotiales; Aspergillaceae
Product: alpha-hydroxy acid oxidase
Exons: 8
Coding region: 1-1113 (370 amino acids)
Molecular function (GO): FMN binding; oxidoreductase activity
Source: RefSeq, a predicted model, not a curated record